Messenger RNA from Boleophthalmus pectinirostris (great blue-spotted mudskipper), 2218 nucleotides. RefSeq names its product cytochrome b5 reductase 4. Gene Ontology annotation, cellular component: endoplasmic reticulum. Gene Ontology annotation, molecular function: heme binding; oxidoreductase activity. Lineage: Eukaryota; Metazoa; Chordata; Actinopteri; Gobiiformes; Gobiidae. Gene Ontology annotation, biological process: generation of precursor metabolites and energy; superoxide metabolic process. The record is from RefSeq and is a predicted model, not a curated record. The coding region runs from base 386 to 1948 and encodes 520 amino acids. The transcript is spliced from 15 exons.
UUUUUACAGAACAGAGACGCUUCCGAAAUGAGGCAUUGCGCCGGAAUUACACCACAAUACUGAAGCUAUGCGCGCUGUUAUAAGGAUCUAACUCCAGCUGUCGUGUAUUUAAGACAGAAAAACCUUAAUAACACUUCGUAAAUCGUUGUUAAAUUCAACUAGAGCUAAUCCGCGGUGAUGUUUUGUUAGCUUAGCCUAGCCGCGUCGCUAACAACAUUGCAGUUUUGACAGAAAUGCAUCACAAAAUAACCCCGAGCAAAACGGAGCGACUGAAACCAGGAAGCCAUGAUGAAGACCGCUCUUUAAUUUGAGCUUUGAUGGUCAUUUCGGGUUUAUUUUGACAGAUUUCAUACGGAAUUGGAGCUGUUUUAGAAACGUCCACAACAUGUUGAAUAUACCGACCCAGGCUUUCCCGGCUCCGAGCUCCCAGCAGCGGGUUUCACCGGGAGGAUCCGCCGGUACCGGGAGGAACAAGGUUGCUUUGAAGCCGGGCCACAGUUUGAUGGACUGGAUCCGAUUUGCGAAAAGCGGCAAAGAUCUGACAGGUUUGAGAGGGAGACUCAUAGAAGUGACUCCAGAAGAACUGCAGAAGCACAACACCAGAGACGACUGCUGGACCUGCAUCAGAGGUUUGGUGUAUAACGUUACUCCGUACAUGGACUAUCACCCUGGAGGAGAGGACGAGUUGAUGAGGGCAGCGGGCAUCGACGGCACAGACCUGUUCGACCAGGUCCAUCGGUGGGUGAACUAUGAGUCCAUGUUGAAAGAGUGUCUGGUGGGAAGAAUGUCCACAAAACCUGUUAUCGCGAAUAAUGCUGUUAUUGCCCCUCCUCCUGCACCCACCACCCUCGCCCCACCUACCUCAGUCGCUCCGCCCCCAGAGAAAGACGGACGGCCACGGUACGACUGGUUCCAGACAGAUUCUACAGUUCAUCUUGUUGUUUAUGCCAAAAGAAAGAUUCCCAGCUCAGGUUGCACAGUUGUCGAUCUCCGAGAGGGCACGUUACGAAUUGAGGUUCUUCUGCAGAAAAUGUCCUACAUGAUUAAUUUAAGGCUCACAGAGGAAGUGGAGGAAAAUGUUUCAGUUCAAACCGCCUGCUCCGUGGGAAAGAUCCAGGUCAUGUGUCGCAAACGAACAGCCGGAAAAUGGGCGAGUCUCGGUCAGCCGCUCGAGUCGCACAACACAUUUCUACGAAAACAAGACAGAGCGGUGUUUUACAGAGACUGUGUGCUGGUGUCUCAGACUGAAGUGAACCACAACACACAGAUUUACAGACUGCAGCUGCCUCCAGGCACCGUGAUGCAGGUGCCUGUGGGAAAACACGUCUACCUCAAAACUCACAUUCAAGACGCAGAGGUGGUGCGGCCGUACACUCCUGUAGACCGGACCCUCUGGACUCCUCAGGAUUCAGCUCCAGACUCAGAUCUCUACCUCAUGAUCAAAGUCUAUCCUGACGGACUGUUCACGCCUCACCUGCACCGGAUGAACCCAGGGGACAGCAUCAGUGUGAGUGGUCCUGAGGGCAGCUUCAGCCUCCGUCCCCUUCGUGAUGUCACUCACCUGUUCCUCGUUGCCGCGGGAACGGGCUUCACGCCGAUGGCCCGCCUCAUCCACGCCGCACUGAGGGACAUCGACACUAUCAGGAAAACAAAGCUUCUGUUUUUUAAUCGAAAAGAGGAAGACAUUUUGUGGCGGACGGAACUGGACGAACUGGCAGCUACAGAUGAAAGGUUUGAGGUGGAGUACGUCUUGUCGGAGCCGUGUGAGAGCUGGAGUGGAGCGAGGGGCAGAGUGUGCGAGACUUUGCUCAGAGAAAGUGUCUCCAAACCAGACGAGACCAAAAGUUUCGCCUGCAUCUGUGGCCCCAGCGCAUUCACUGAGAUCACUAUAGAUUUGUUGAAGCAGUUGGGCUUUGAUGAGCAGGAGCUUCACGCCUUCCUGGGCUGAGCUAAAGAUGUGCCUACAAUGAGACGAGAUUUAUUCAUUAAAAAAAAAAAGUUUUAUAUUUCUAUGCACAGAGCGGGAGUGAAUGGACUGCCACUGCCACCACGGACAUCACAAACUGGGCAUUUAUAAAAAAAUAAAAUAAAAAUCUGUGACAAUAUGCAACAAGUUUCAACAGGAUGUCUGCUCUGCACUUUUGAAUAUUGUUUUGUGAAUGCAUUUAUUUAUCUGAAGAAUGCUGCUGUCUAUUAAAACGUCAUAUAUUCUGUCUGA